This is a messenger RNA of Suillus discolor, 888 nucleotides long. RefSeq lists its product as uncharacterized. NCBI's taxonomy places the organism in Eukaryota, Fungi, Basidiomycota, Agaricomycetes, Boletales, Suillaceae. The transcript has 7 exons. Gene Ontology annotation, molecular function: translation release factor activity. Gene Ontology annotation, biological process: mitochondrial translational termination. Gene Ontology annotation, cellular component: mitochondrial large ribosomal subunit. The coding region runs from base 126 to 710 and encodes 194 amino acids. The record is from RefSeq and is a predicted model, not a curated record.
AUUUAUGUAAUGUGUCAAAUUCAACUCUUACUCAGUACUCAGUCCCCAGUGGCUCCCACUUUUGACUGGCACUGACGACUCACGAGCGCCUGUUCUUUCAUAUCAAUGUUGGGAGUGGUAUAUUGAUGAUUUCUCGAAUCACAAGAGAGUCGUGGUGUGCACUAACGGCCACCUGGACUCGGAGGUGCCGUCUGAUCCAUACCCUUCCCAUCCCACCCUCAACCGCUUCCCUAUCCUGCACAGAAGAUCAGGCACGUGCGAAGGUUUGGCUUCGCACAUUCGAAGACGCCAAAACCGUCCCAAAAAAUCUAGUCGAACUUACUUUCUCUCGCAGUUCUGGUCCCGGAGGACAGAAUGUCAAUAAAGUAGAGACCAAGGUUUCUGCGCGCUGUCGUGUAGACGCACCUUGGAUACCGAUAUGGGCGCACGAGAGUCUCGUCAAGACGCCAUACUAUGUCAAAACAACACAUUCUUUACUGGUUUCAUCUAGCGCGUCUCGUUCGCAAGCACGAAACAUUGAUGAUUCUUUGAGCAAAAUGCAUGCCGUCGUGAUGGAUGCUGCAAAGGACUUCAUUACCAGCGAACCCAGUGCAGAACAAAGACAAAGGGUUGCCAAUCUAGAAAAGGCCCACGCCAAUCGAAGGAGAUUGGAGAAGGAUAAACGCAGCGCCGUGAAGAAGAUGAGGUCCAAUAAGGGAUGGAGCGAAUAGUGUUGUUGUCCCUAUUGAAUCGACGCUGGCUUUAGCCACUGCGAUGCUAGUUGCUAAAAAUCCUGGGUUACUCUGUUUGCACCAAUUGGCAUCGAGCUGGCAUCCAUGAAUAUGGCACAUUCAUUCGCGUCUGUUGUCAUUACUAGGUUUCCUUACCACUGGGUAUAUGGGGUCGGUC